GUCGUAUCGGAACGGUUGGCGUGCUGCGUGUCAGCCAGUCGGCAGUCCGCAACGAACCUCGGAGUAGAGAGCGCGCCACGUGCAGGAGCCGCACCGACGUGGCGUGAUGUCCACAGAAUAAAAAAGCCGGCCGUGCACCAAUUGAAAAGUGACAGUGCGUCAGUGAGAAGAAUUUGUGCUCGGGAUUUUAUACAGGACUCAUAACUUCAUAUCGACACGACGACUUCGCCUCCAUUUACAUUAUUAUAGUUUUUAAUUUGCACAACAUUUCUAGAAGUGCAGGAAGUGGGAUGUCGUGACUGCUGAAGCUUAUUUUUUUGGUGACCUGUAACGACCAAGAUGGCGAGGCUUCCUGCGUAUACCUAUCUUCUUGCGGUAUCAAUACUUCUGGCGCCAACGUUGGCGGCCGUCUGUCCCGAUAGCUGUGUUUGCAGCACUACACGUGACGGCCUUCAUCGUGUCACCUGCAGUAACCUACUACAACUCUACAAAUACACUCUUCGACAGAAGCAUCAUAAUAUUAAUAUUCUUGAUCUAUCACAUAAUAAUAUCACCAAAAUUACCCACGAGUUGGAUAAACUAACCGAAGUGGUAACACUAGAUCUCUCUACUAAUGGACUUACAGAAUUAAAUAAAUUUUUGCACAAUACGAAAAAAUUAGUCCACCUGAAUCUCGCACAUAAUCGAUUUCAAAAGAUUUCACUAAAAUACCUUCCUGUGAGUGUUAGUUCUUUAGAUCUAACCGGAAAUCUAUUAAAAGAUGUGCCAUCUGAUUUAGGGAAUUUACCCAGUUUGGAACACUUAGAGCUAGAAGGUAAUCCACUUGACUGCUCGUGCGAUAAUAUCGUUAGUAGAAAUCGAUUAUUGGCAGCUAAUGUGUAUAUUGAUAGUGUGAAGUGUCGAACCCCAUCCCGUUUAAAAGGUCGAUCUUGGCUAGAAUUGAAAACAAAGGAUAUCUGCAAAGUAUCUAAACCAGACUUUAUGGAUAUGAUGAUGGGGGACGAGCCGAUUGAUGCUGUGCGAAUAGGCGAAGAAAGUACCGCCUUAAAAUCAAUGCCUUUAGUAGCCGAUAGUGAUUUAGAUGAUGGUAAAAUAGUUCACGGAACGGAUUUAGGAGAAGAUGAUGAUAGUCUACAAUUCAUGAAAGUAGAACGCUUUUUAUCACCUUCGCGAGAUGAAAUAGAGGGAUCAGGUGAGGAUGAAAAAGAUAAAAUACUUGAAUACAGUACCGAAAAAUCUGCUACAAAUGGUAACGAAAACGAUGAUCUGAUCGAUGGUUCGGGUGAAGGAUCUGGUUUCUCCAGUUCUAUAAAUCUUGAUUUUAAAGAUCAUACAGAUAGUAAUCUGGAGACAACUACUUCUAUUACCAACGAGUUAAAUAAAGAUUCUGUUCAUAAAAUAUUAUAUUCUGAAGAAUUGUUGUCUGCGCACAAUGUUAACUCAGCUGAUGAUCCAAUAGAAGGCUCUGGUGAAGGGUCUGGCUUCUUUCCUUUUGAUUAUGAUGAUCAUACACAAAGUAUCAUAGAAACCACAACUACUAUAGUUGAAGACUUAAGCCCCGAUCCAGUCCAUAAAAUAUUUAAAGAUGAAGAGACUAACAUAACCGAACUGGAGUAUCCCUUACCGGAAACUCCUACCGUUUAUAAAGGUGGGCCUGAUUGGCAUAUAAAACCGGAUCCCGAAGUUAUAACAGUAGCCUCCGUUCCUUCAGAAGUUACUCGCGAUACUACUGUUUCUGAACAAAUACGUGUUACUCAGGCCUCUGAAGUCCUUGGUCAAGCUCCUCCCAGCGAAGAAAACGUAGUUACCCAUAAAACUGGUACAUAUGUGUGUAUUGCCUUGAUUAUCGUUCUACUAGUAGGGUUAAUUGGAUUUGCAAUCACGAAAGGGCAAAUGAGGAAACGAAGAGAUCGAAGAAUCCUCAGGCAACAAAAACGGGACGUGGAAAAGGCUUCGAAGGAGAUGGUAGAUAUGAACAAAUCGUUAUUAGGCAAACCAGCUCCAUUAGAAAAUUCAGUAGAAAGAAAAGUUAACGGUAAAUACGAACUUGUACCUACACACGAGUCACUUCAGAAAAAAGGAGAAAAUGGAGAUGUUGUUAAUGGUAUCAAACGAGAAGAAGAGAGAACCGAUAGUCCGCAUGAUACAAAUCAAAACAAAAGCAGUUCAAUAGAUAAUAAUUUAGCACAUGAAAACCAAGUUCCACUACAAGAAACUUCGUUUGAUUCAGAACCAGGGAUUGCUAGUUCCAGAAAAGAUACCAACUCUUUGUCUAGUGAAGAUAUUUUUGUCCCUAUUAAUGAUGAUGACAAUCCGAGACUAAAUAGUAACUUAGAUUUAGACGUAUCUCAACCGCUUAUCAAUGGAGAUCCUAUUGCUGAUUCCUACUUAUCACCAGCCCAUGAAUAUGUACCUGUAUAUUCACCAGAUAUGGGUCGAGUACGGAUUAAAAUGACGGAAACACCUAAGCCAAAAACUCCAGUGCUAGUCACUAGAAGUAGGUCUAAUGCUGGAGAUAUAAUUAUUAUACCAACAUUAGAUGGAAACACGUCAAAGUCAACUACUUGAAAUUAUUUUUUAUUAGGCAGAAUAAGAACAAUUUAUAUCCAAGGUGUCACUUAUCAAGCACUUCACUAUUGGCUAAAUUCUGUGAUUAUCCAGUGCUGGAACUUGUGUGGGAAGUAGGAUGCGUUCAUAUGGGGACUCUACGAGUUGUAUGAAGAUAUUGACUGUAUUAAGUACUGCCAAAGUGUGUUUGUAGUCGACAGUGCCUUUAUUGUAACUGUUUAGUGGUUUAGAUAUAUUUAUGAGAGCAUAUUGCGCGGUAAAUAGAAAUAUUUUUUAUACAUGUAAAAUGUUGCCAUGUUCAUUAUAUAUAGAUGUAAAAAUUGUUUUAAUUAUUAUGAAGAACAACUUGUUAAAAAUAGUUUGUUGGUAACACAAUUUGUACAAUCUAGUAUUGUAUUUUAUUUCGGUUUUGGUACAAUUCUUGAGUUGUCAAUGGUUGUGUACUUACCUAUUUUAUCCCGAAUAUAUACUAUCGGCAACAUUAAGCAACGAAUGGUUUAGCUGGUUGUAGUCUAUCAUCCUAGAAUUUCCUAUUAUGAAAGUACGAAUAAAUCUAUAUUCGUCCUUUCUGCGGUCUAAGCAUAAGUUCCUUAUGAGUAAUUUUAUUAAAUUAUUAGUUAUAUAAGAUUGUGAUACCAUUUAUUUUAAGUAACACAUGCUAUUAGGGUAAUAUGUAUGAAGGAAAAUAGGUUAUUCUUGGUACAUUAUUUUCUUUGGAUAAUUAUUUGAAAUUAUUUUACCUUUUUAGUAAGAGAUGUUUAAUUCCUGUAUCACUCUGCUUAUGAUGACUUGUUUUAAUUUUUUCAUUUUUAUUUAUCGACAUUUUAAAAUUUAUAUUAGAACCAAACUUACAACAAAGUAAUGAAGGAUCAAAACAGAACAAUAAAGUAUUUCUAUGUAAAGAGAUUUAUAACUGAUGUAAUUUUAUUUUGAAUGAUAUAAAGCGUUAAUUGAAACUU
Molecule: messenger RNA, 3527 nt
Organism: Pararge aegeria (speckled wood butterfly)
Lineage: Eukaryota; Metazoa; Arthropoda; Insecta; Lepidoptera; Nymphalidae
Gene: wdp
Product: protein windpipe
Exons: 3
Coding region: 340-2568 (742 amino acids)
Molecular function (GO): protein binding
Source: RefSeq, a predicted model, not a curated record